AUGAGAUCUACUCGCGCUAUCAAGUCCAAUACCAUUGGUAAUAAUGCCCGCAUUUAUCAAGCAGAUGUGAUACAAAAUUACGCCAGCAAACCCAGCGAACCCUGCGUCCUGAUUCCUUUCCCCCGUAAUGAAGAGCUCAUCUCUCGUCAAGACCUUAUUAGCGAGCUAGAUAGAAUCUUGCCGCUAUCCGAAGAUUACUCCACCGCCGCCCUCUACGGUCUUGGUGGCUCAGGCAAAACUCAGAUUGCCCUCGACUAUGCCUAUCGGCGGUGUCAUGACCCCACUUGCUCCGUGUUCUGGGUCCAUGCCGACAACGAGACCACAUUUACCCAAGACUACAAGUCGAUCGCGAGGAAGCUAGGUCUCUCAAGCAAUCUCGAUGGCGAGGAUCUCUUAAUGGCUGUACGCUACAGCAUUGAGGCGAGCCCUCCCUGGGUACUUAUUCUGGAUAACGCGGAUAACUUGAGGCUCUUUGGCGUUGGUAAUACCGCACAAGAUGCUUUAAAUACAGGAGACCAUGCAUCAAGCCUGGAUAGUUUCAUCCCACGAGGUCCAAGGGGCCAAAUUCUGUGGACGAGCCGCGACGAGCGCAUCUCUGGAGGUCUUGUUGCUGCUCGACGCGCCAUCAAAGUCUCUCAUAUGACUCCAGAUGAAGCGAAAGAGCUGUUUGAUAGUGUCAGAAAUAAACAAGCGAGCAGCAACGAGGCAAAGGAUAUCGCAGCACUUCUUGCCGAACUUGACUGGCUACCGCUCGCUAUAUCGCAAGCUGCAGCAUAUCUAAGAAGACCUUUAACAACUGUUGAGGAAUAUAUGCUGAGAUUAAAAGAGGGCAAGAAAAGAUGGAGGAUUCUGAAGCAAUCACAGACUGACCGUUUUCGGCGACGAGAGGUAUCAAACAGUAUUUUGGAGACCUGGAACAUUUCAAUGAAGCAACUUCAGAUUGAGAACAAGACAUCAUAUCAGAUUCUGCACAUACACGCCUUUAUGGAUAACCAGAAUAUCCCUUUCGAGUUGAUUAAGCAGGCGGCUCUAUACAGCGACGAGAGUAAUGUGCUGGACCAUGUUCACGAAGAAUAUGAUUCAUCAUCAUCAUCAGACUCUGAUAGUGAUGGUGAUAAAAUUACAGAAGCUAUCGCCCGUCUCUGUGAGUUUUCGUUCUUGAGUAUACAAGACACUGAAAAUGGAAAGCGCGCAUACAAGGUGCACAAGCUAGUGCAAGAAGCGAUGCGGUAUGAACUCGGUAGAAAGGAACGAAAGAAAGAAGAAAAGUAUUUCUCGGCUGCAGCACUUGGGAUUAUUUCAAAUCUGCUCCCGGUCAGUGGACCAGAAGUAUGGAACGAAUGCGAGAAGUACACCGCACACGCACAGCGGGCGUGUGAGUGGGCUACACUUUGUGGAGGAGAAUUAACGGCCGCGAAUAUAUUAACGAGGCUAUCGGAUUAUCUAUACGAAUGUGGAAGAUGGAGAGAGGGGGAGAUUAUAGACCAAAGAGCAUAUGGACUACGAAAGACGGCGUUAGGAGACAAGCAUCUUGAUACGAUCGCGAGCAUGUCAAAUCUUGGAGCCACAUAUCAUGAACUUGGCAAGUAUGAAGAAACUAAGAAAAUAACAAUGGAAGUACUAGCACUACGGCGGGACAUUCUUGGCGAUAAGCAUCCUAAUACUAUUGAGAGUAUAGCAGAUCUUGCAACAGCAUAUUAUACACUUGAUAACUAUGAAGAAGCAGAGGGACUAUACAUGGAAGUAAUAGCACUACAGCGAGAGAUUCUUGGCGAGAAGCAUCCUAAUACAAUUACGAAUAUGGCAUGUCUUGCAAUAACAUAUAAUGCACUUGGCAGGUAUAAGGAGGCAGAGGGAAUACAUGUGGAAGUACUGGCACUACAGCGGGAGAUUCUUGGCGAUGAGCAUCCUCAUACACUCUGGAAUAUGGCAUCUCUUGCAGCAGCAUAUUAUGCACUUAAUAAUCAUGAAAAAGCAGAGGGACUAUACAUGGAAGUAUUAGCACUACGGCGGAAGAUUCUUGGCGAUAACCAUCCUAAUACAAUUAAGAGUAUGGCAUACCUUGCAAGAACAUAUCAUGCGCUUGGCAGGUAUAAGGAGGCAGAGGGAAUGCAAGUAAAGGUACUGGCACUACAGCAGGAGAUUCUUGGCGAUAAGCAUCCUGAUACAGUUUGGAGUAGGGAAGGACUUGCAGCAACAUAUCGCGCGCUAGGGAGGAAUGAAGAUGCUGAUAAGUUAGUUUAA
This is a messenger RNA of Trichoderma gamsii, 2244 nucleotides long. RefSeq lists its product as hypothetical. Gene Ontology annotation, molecular function: protein binding; ATP hydrolysis activity. Lineage: Eukaryota; Fungi; Ascomycota; Sordariomycetes; Hypocreales; Hypocreaceae. The transcript is spliced from 2 exons. The coding region runs from base 1 to 2244 and encodes 747 amino acids. The record is from RefSeq and is a predicted model, not a curated record.